GAGCCAGCCGCGCUGCCGUGCACCGCCGCCGCGCCCGCCCCAGCCCGGCCCGGCCCCGCGGCGGGGCGCGAUGAGCCCGAGCCCGAGCCGGCCCGCCGGGGAGUGAGCGCGGGGCGCGGAGGGCGCGUUGCGCAGCUGCUCCUGCGCACAACCCCGCCGCCGCCGCCGCCGGCCCGCACUGGCAGUGAGUGUGAGAGGCUCGUCCGUGCUGAGCUCCCGGCGCUGGGAGCGGGAGCAGGAAGCGCAGGCCACGCAGGGACCCAACUGAAACAAAGUGUCGGCCGCCCGGCGGCGGCGGCGCCUCGCCCCGACCCUGCCCCUCCCGCCCGCCCGCAACUCCGCCGCCCACCAUGGCUUCCGAGGAGCUGUACGAGGUUGAAAGGAUCGUUGACAAAAGGAAAAACAAAAAAGGGAAGAUAGAAUAUCUGGUUCGGUGGAAAGGCUAUGACAGUGAGGACGACACUUGGGAACCAGAGCAGCACCUGGUGAACUGUGAGGAGUACAUCCAUGAUUUUAACAGACGCCACACCGAAAAGCAGAAAGAAAGCACACUAACCAGAACCAAUAGGACCUCUCCAAACAAUGCCAGGAAACAGAUCUCCAGAUCCACCAACAGCAACUUUUCUAAGACCUCUCCUAAGUCACUAGUGAUUGGCAAAGACCACGAGUCCAAAAACAGUCAGUUAUUUGCUGCCAGCCAGAAGUUCAGGAAAAACACAGCUCCAUCUCUUUCAAACCGGAAGAACAUGGACCUAGCAAAAUCAGGUAUAAAGAUACUUGUGCCUAAGAGUCCCAUUAAGAGCAGGACCGCAGUGGACGGCUUUCAGAAUGAGAGCCCUGAGAAACUGGACCCCAUCGAACAGGGUCAGGAGGACACAGUAGCACCAGAAGCAGCAGCCGAAAAGCCAGUCGGAGCCUUAUUGGGCCCUGGUGCAGAGCGAGCUAGAAUGGGGAGCAGGCCCCGAAUACACCCAUUAGUGCCUCAGGUGUCUGGCCCCGUGACUGCAGCCAUGGCCACGGGAUUAGCUGUUAACGGAAAAGGUGAGUGUCCAGGUGAGCUGCUCAGCAGGCAGCGGCCCUGUCGAUGCCACGGGCUGUUUCUCAGCAUGCUGGCGAUUUUCUCAAGCUUUGCUUGCUGCCUCCACUGGACGAGGAGCAUCUACUUCUCUAUUGAUGACUCAGGGCCAGGCACUCCGCUGGGCUGUGUGCAGCAGAUAAGGGCUGGGCGUCUGCUGACUCCAGGCCCGCGGAUGGCAAGCCAGCCCAUGGGCCAAGCCCAGCGCCCCGCCUGUUUCUAUACGGCCCGCAAGCUAAGAAUGGCUUUGACACUUUCUAAUGUUUGA
This is a messenger RNA of Odobenus rosmarus divergens (Pacific walrus), 1343 nucleotides long. RefSeq names its product chromodomain protein, Y-like. Gene Ontology annotation, cellular component: nucleus. Gene Ontology annotation, molecular function: transcription corepressor activity. The record is from RefSeq and is a predicted model, not a curated record. The coding region runs from base 351 to 1343 and encodes 330 amino acids. The transcript is spliced from 3 exons. NCBI's taxonomy places the organism in Eukaryota, Metazoa, Chordata, Mammalia, Carnivora, Odobenidae.